AUGGGUAGCUGCUUGGCCGGGGAUACCCGGUUGAAGCGCAAGCAGCGCGGCGGGGAGGUUAGCCCCCGCAGGCGCAAGAAGCUGAAGCAGCUGCUGCUGCAGAUGCAGGCAGUGCUGCAAGAGAGGGUGGCGCACGGGGGAGGACCGGGGACAGGAGGAAGAGCAGCCAAAGCAGAGGGAAAGCAGGAGGCUGCGAGUGGAGCUGUCAGGCUGGGAGUAAAGCAGGAGGCUUCAGAUGGUUCUGGGCCCUCGUGUGGCUUCACAGUCCGUCCCGACGCUCUCUGUGCUUCAAGGUGUCAUCUCUACUCCUGCUGCUGCUGUCGCUCUGCCACUCUUUGCUCUGCUCCUCCUCCUACCUCUGCUCCUCCUACCUCUGCUCCUCCUCCUACCUCUGCUCCUCCUCCUACCUCUGCUCCUCCUCCUACCUCUGCUCCUCCUCCUACCUCUGCUCCUCCUACUACCUCUGCUCCUCCUCCUACCUCUACUCCUCCGAGCUCUGCUUUCUCCCAGACUCUUCCCCCACGGCCUUCACCUGCCCAGUACCGGGCUGCCAGCACAACGAGCACCACCCGCGCUUCCUCCCCAGUCUCAUCCCCUUCCCCUGUUCACCACAACGACCAGCACCCGCGCUUCCGCCCGCUCAAGUCUCUCUCCUCGCUGCACACCCACCACCUCCGCGUGCAUGGUUCCAAGCCAUUCACUUGCUCCCGAUGUCAGGUCAAGUCCUUUGGCCUCCAAUCCGACCUGCGAGCACACGAGAAGCAGUGCGGUGUGAAGCGGUGGCACUGCUCCUGCGGGAACUCCUUCAGCAGAAAGGACAAGCUAGCCAACCACCUCAACACCUUCACCGACCACUCCCCUCUCUACAACCUCCAACCAGUCGACAUCCCCGUUCAGCCAAGGCAGAAGCAGCAGAAGAAGAGACAGCUUGAGGCACAGACGAUGCAGGUAGAGGUGCAGGCGAGGCAGCUUGAGGCGGGUGUAAAACAGGUAGAGGCGCAGGUGGAGCAGGCUGAAGCCCAGAGGAAGCAACUGGAAGCCCCUCCAAAAAACGCCAGGCACAUCAACCACGUGGCAUUCACGGAUCAGUCCCCUGCCAGUGCCAGUCACGUGGGGCGCUCUGCCAGCUGUGCUUCCGAGGGGACCCAUCCCUGGGGGCAAAACGCCGUGGAGAGAAACGCAUUGGAGAGGAGUGGCUCACAAGGGAACGAGGCGAGGAGUGGGUAUGUGUCGCUGCUGCUGCAAGAAGCGCAAGGGUUGGACCAGAAGUCUCCCUUGCAAGCAGAGGGUUUUGAGCUCCGUGAACAGGCUCAGCACUCCCAGCAGUCGCAGCAGACCCAGCAGACCCAGCAGACCCAGCAGACCCAGCAGGCCACACUGAUGGACGAGACUCAUGCAUCCCCUGCUCUCACCACCCUGCCAAUGAACACGCCUGUGCCACCCCUGCAAGCACCCAAGCCCCUGGGAAAAUGUGCCCUACCCUUACCGCAGCACCACACCUCCCCGGCCUUGCUGCAGCACCACCCCUCCCCGCCCUUGCCACAGCAACACUUGUCCCCACCCUCGCGGUCAGCACAGGUGCUUCCUCUGUCUCUGCCAACCCAGCUGCCCACACAGUCUGUCCCCGCUGCAGCCCUACUCCACCCUGCACAGUCAACGCAUUGUCCCCUCGGGAUUCCCUCCUUCCGAGCCUUUCCCUCCCUCCGAGCCUUUCCCUCCCUCCGAUCCUUUCCCUCCCUGCAAGCCUUUCCCUCCCUCCGAUCCUUUCCCUCCCUCCGAUCCUUUCCCUCCCUCCGAUCCUUUCCCUCCCUCCAAGCCUUUCCCUCCCUCCGAGCCUUUCCCACCCCAUGCACUGGCUGA
This is a messenger RNA of Closterium sp. NIES-65, 1860 nucleotides long. The record is from the annotation of a GenBank genome assembly. NCBI's taxonomy places the organism in Eukaryota, Viridiplantae, Streptophyta, Zygnematophyceae, Desmidiales, Closteriaceae.